AUUCUCUGUUGCCUCUGUUUGUUGAAAAAUCAUUUAAAGAGAGACCCUCUCUCUCUCUCUCUCUCUCUCUCUCUAGAGAAGGGUGCUGUGAGAUGGCGAAGAAGAGAGAUGGAAGGGAGGGGGGUAUGUACUGGGAUGGGGUGAUAGAGGGCAUGCCUGUGUUUGUGAAGGAGCUGAUUGCUGGGGGUGUGGCUGGUGGGUUUGCAAAGACAGUUGUGGCUCCUCUUGAGCGUGUGAAGAUCUUGUUUCAGACCAGAAGAGCAGAAUUUCAAAGUAUUGGGCUGUUGGGAUCAUUCAACAAGAUUGUGAAAACAGAAGGGGUUCUGGGUUUUUACAGAGGGAAUGGAGCUAGCAUUGCUCGUAUUGUUCCUUAUGCAGCAUUGCAUUAUAUGGCGUAUGAACAGUACCGGAGAUUGAUUAUACAUGGUUUUCCUGGCAUUGGGGGAGGUCCCAUCCUUGAUCUAGUUGCAGGAUCAUUUUCUGGAGGAACAGCUGUGCUUUUUACUUAUCCCCUUGAUUUAGUUCGGACUAAAUUGGCUUAUCAGGUAGUGGGAUCUACAAAAUUGAAUGUUAAAGGGAUUCUUCCUUCUGAACAAGUUUAUAAAGGAAUUUUGGAUUGCUUCUGCAAGACAUAUAAAGAGGCUGGGGUAAGAGGCCUCUACCGUGGUGUGGCUCCAUCGCUCUAUGGAAUCUUUCCAUAUGCUGGUUUGAAAUUUUAUUUCUACGAGGAAAUGAAAAGCCAUGUCCCCGAUGGCCACAAGAAGGAUAUCGCAGUGAAACUUGCAUGUGGAUCCAUAGCAGGUUUGCUGGGUCAGACUUUCACGUACCCUCUUGAUGUUGUUAGGCGGCAAAUGCAGGUCCAGCGACUCUCAGCAUCUAACAGUGGGGACAUGAAAGGAACAAUGGAAACUCUUGUUAUGAUUGUCCAACAGCAAGGAUGGAAGCAAUUAUUUUCAGGGCUGACCAUCAACUAUUUGAAGGUUGUACCAUCAGUUGCAAUUGGGUUUACUGUUUAUGAUGCUAUGAAAUCAUUCCUCGGAGUCCCAACCCGAGAAGAGGCUGAUAUAGAAGUUGUGACCAACCGAAAAAAUAGCCAACCAUCAUCCCUGCAAUCUUAGAAACAAUUCACCUUUUCAAACUCAGUAAGUCAUUUCUAACAAUGAUAAUGAUCUUUGCAUUGCCUUCUUGAUUUGUUGAAGGCUGGCUCCUAUUUGAGGCCAUUUAAAUUUGUACAUUCCAUUCUUUUGCGCUAUACCAUAGGACAUAGGUAGAUUUGAUAUUUUUCUCGAAUAAAUCCCUUAAGGUACCAAAGGUCACUGAUUCGACGCCCUUUGAUGGUUAUGUGAUUGGAUCCACACACAUUGUACAUAAAUAUAGUGU
This is a messenger RNA of Ilex paraguariensis (yerba mate), 1380 nucleotides long. Lineage: Eukaryota; Viridiplantae; Streptophyta; Magnoliopsida; Aquifoliales; Aquifoliaceae. The record is from the annotation of a GenBank genome assembly.